AUGCCUCGCACAUUGCUACUCUGCUUCAUACAUGGAUUCAAGGGAGACGAUGAUACAUUCAAGACCUUUCCAAUAGAUUUACAGGAUCGUAUAUCGAAGAAGCUUCCUGAUCACAAAGUUGAGUCGAUAGUAUAUCCGAAGUACGAGACUAGGGGAGAAUUGGGACAAUGCUGUGUGUCCUUUUUAUCAUGGCUGAAAGAGAAAGUGAUAAACGUGAGAAAGGCCUAUUCCGAAACGCCAUGGCCACCGCAUGAUAGAGAUGUAGGGGUAAUAUUAGUUGCGCACUCAAUGGGAGGAUUCGUUGCCUCGGAUACACUUUUCCUGAUAUUGAAAGAGAGAAAAGAAGGAUCGCUGCUAUUUCCUCUAGUCCAAGGGAUUCUAACCUUCGACACUCCCUUCAAUGGUCUUGCGCGUUCGAUGUUUGUCUAUGGCGCAUUCUCAAAUUACCAAAAAGUGAGCACGGUCUUCAAUGUCAUGACUGCUCUUUCAGCUGCACCGUCAGCUCUUGGGAAAUCGGCUUUGAUGCAGACAACUACGAAACUACCAUCUUCGAAAACUUCACGCUCAGUCUGGAAGGGAUGGCAACUCGUCGCGGUACGCACAGGAACUGUCGGUGCGAUAGCUGCGGGAGGUGUCGCAGCUUAUAUACACCGCGAGAAAAUCAUGGAUGGUAUGCGCAGUAUGCGAAACCUCAAUAAGGAGUCAGUGAAGGAAGGGUACCAACAAGGGAUAGACACGUUAAGUCAGGGGCUAGCUUAUGUCAACCGGGGAAAUGUUGGACGCUCAUUUGAAUACCUCUCAGGCCACUUUACUUUUGUUGGCACACUCAUGAAGCAACAAGAGCUAAGUCAAAGACUAGAACGUCUGGCAACUCUCAAGGGCAUCGGCAUCCAUGACUUUUACACAUCACUGGGGGAGAAUGGCGUGUGGAGCGGUGGCUACUUCGUCCCAGAGCGAACAUUCUGCGCCAUACCAGCCAAGGAUCACCAGGCAUAUCCCCUCUUCUCGCGGCAUGUCAUUAGAGAGACAGAAGACGAGGUACAGGCACACAUAAGCAUGUUCAUCAGAGACAAGAAUGAAGAGUAUGAGCAGAUGACGGAAGAGGCUAGUAACCUUGCCAUUCGCUGGUUCAAUGAUGACUCCGACAUAUUCGAUGAUCCAAAAUUCGCAUCAGCCCCGCCUCCUGAGCCCGUGGAACAACUUGUGGCCACAACAGAAGACGGUCAAGAGGUCCCGAAUUUUGAAUGCAUCACGGAAGACACCGACACAACCCGAGAGGAAUUGGAAGAGGAGGAUGAUGGCGGAAACAGCAUGCCUGAUACGUCACCACUGGAUAUAACGGCUGCGGCAUCUAUGGUUCCACUGCCAGACGACGAAACACCACCGGAAGGUCAGGAGGAGGAAGAGGUCCAGAAAAGGACAUACAUGCGAUACCUUAUGCAAGUAGCGCAGCAAGCAGGUACCGGAGUCAUAUCAUACGUGCCUACCAAGAUGCCGGAUAUGCCUCAAAUCCCAUCGGGGUCCAGUUUCAGGUCCUAUCUUCCUACUCAAAUGCCGCAGAUGCCAAGUAUCCCGAGGCCGUCUGUCAACAUGUUCGGCAAGAAACAACAGAAGUCAGCUUCGGAAACAAAUGAAUCUACGGCAAAGUCGGAGCCCGAAGACAACAUCGAAUCACUUACAGGGAGGCCGAGAGCCGACAACGGCGUGCACCUAUCGUCGGGGCCGAUGAAGCCAACUGGCACUGAUCAAGAUCAGUCCAAAGGUUGACCCUAGUACGUCUAACUAAGCUAGGGGAUAAUCUAGUGGGCGUCAGGUAGGUAACAUAGGGAUUGAGGAUAAAUGGACACCCUAGAAGGUGGUAUGAACUAAUAUUAGAGGAGUGAAGUUUAAUUGAUAGGAUGCCAUGUAUGCAUGUUAAAAUCAUGAAAAUCUACCUAAAGCAAUUCGGGGGGCACAUCCUGGUUAGUUCGUUGGUAUUAACAACCUAGCUCAUAUAUUUUUAUAGAGUUGACAUCUGCGCAUCUAUGAUCCGUGCAUCGCUGGGAAUCGCUGUAGUGAGUCAACAUAAAACUAGGUGCCG
Daldinia caldariorum is the source of this 2080-nucleotide messenger RNA. RefSeq lists its product as uncharacterized. Bases 1 to 1767 code for a protein of 588 amino acids. The record is from RefSeq and is a predicted model, not a curated record. The transcript has 4 exons. Lineage: Eukaryota; Fungi; Ascomycota; Sordariomycetes; Xylariales; Hypoxylaceae.